Molecule: messenger RNA, 849 nt
Organism: Aphidius gifuensis
Lineage: Eukaryota; Metazoa; Arthropoda; Insecta; Hymenoptera; Braconidae
Product: histone RNA hairpin-binding protein-like
Exons: 4
Biological process (GO): mRNA transport; mRNA 3'-end processing by stem-loop binding and cleavage
Cellular component (GO): histone pre-mRNA 3'end processing complex; cytoplasm
Molecular function (GO): mRNA binding; histone pre-mRNA stem-loop binding
Source: RefSeq, a predicted model, not a curated record
GAAUCAACUAAAAUUCAAAUUGAUCAUGAAAGAUAUCAAAAUUUAAUAUCAAAGUUCAAUGGAGAUAGUUUUGGUUCAACAGCAUCAUCUGAAAACAUUGAUCAAAGUCAAGAAAAUUGGUGUAAAGUAAUCAAAGAUUUGUUGGAAGAAUUUAUCUAUUGUAGUCUAUUAAAUGUGUCAAAUGAUAAUUUGUCAAUUGAAAGUGCAGAUAGUAUCCCAAAUAAAUUGUCAGUCAGACAAACAAAUGAUGACUCAGGUAGUCAAAGUGAUAAAACAAUUAACGAACUUGAAAUUGUCAAUGAAAGUGGUUCAUCAAAUGAAGAUGGACAAUUGAACACUGAUCAAGACAAUCAUUCAUCUAGUCAUCAAAAAUAUUACCAGGCUAUUUCAUGGCGACCAGGUGUAAAAAAUCGUGGAAAAACUUUAGCAUGUUAUGAAAAAGUAAACCAGGCAGAAUGGAAUAAAAAUAAAGCCAACAAAAAAUAUGAUUUAUCAGGCAGUUCAUCAAAGAGACAAGUAAGUGAUAAUUCAGCUCUUGAAAUUAAUAAAAUAUCAAGUGAUUAUACACCAACUUUGUCAUCAAAUAAAUAUGAAACUGAUCCACUUGUAUUAUCAAGACGUCAAAAGGACAUUGAUUAUGGAAAAAAUACAAUUGGAUAUACCAGAUAUAUCAAAAAUGUUCCAAGGAGUCAAAGAACCAUGGAUCAUCCAAAGACACCAUCAAAGCAUCGCAAAUACAGCAGAAGAGGCUGGGAUGGUUUAAUUAAAAUUUGGAGAAGACAACUUCAUUCCUGGGAUCCACUAAAUUUGGAAUAAAAAAUUAAAAAAACAAAACGAUAAAAUAUUUAA